Messenger RNA from Funneliformis geosporum, 1353 nucleotides. The record is from the annotation of a GenBank genome assembly. Lineage: Eukaryota; Fungi; Glomeromycota; Glomeromycetes; Glomerales; Glomeraceae.
AUGAAUCAACUUACUCGUCAAGAAAUUACACCAACAUAUUACGAAAUUCUUGAAAUUUCAGAUGAAAAUGUAUCAAUUGAACAAAUUAAACGACAAUAUCAAAAAUUAUUACUUAUUUAUCAUCCAGAUAAAUUAGGAUCAAUCAUGAAAAAAAUCGAAGAGAAUAUCAAAAAUAAUGAUGAUAAUGAACGUAAAAUUGAACUCAUUAUCAAGGCAUGGCAAAUACUUAAAGAUCCAGAAUUGAGGAAAGUAUAUGAUGAAGAAUUAAAAGCGAUACGAUUAAAUCAAGACGAAAUUUAUAAUUCUGAAGUUGAUUUAGAUGAUAUGGAAUAUAACGAAGAAACAAAAUCUUAUUCUAUACCAUGUCGUUGUAGUGGAUAUCAUAUUAUAACAGAACAUGAUUUAGAGCAAGGUGCAAAUAUCACUGGAUAUAUCAUAAAAAAUAAAAUGGAAAGUAGCGAGGAAAUAAAUAAUAAAAUUGAAGAUAAUUCAAAAGUCACCAUUUCAGAGAACAACAAGGAUUUAUCUAACGGGUUAUUAAAUGAAGCUAUUGAUAAAAAACAAGAGGAAGAACCUCAGCAAAACUUAUCCAAAAAUGCCUUGAAAAGGCUUCGAAGACAACAAAAAUGGGAAGAAACACGUGAGGCACGCAAAACGGCUUGGAAGGAAAAAGAUAGGAAGAAGAAGGAAGAAAAGAGGAAAGCCAUUAAACUAGGCCUUUCAAAGUCACCACCAAAGAAACCUAAAGUUGAAUCAAUACCUAGUGAUAUGAAAGUUGUUAUUGAUUUAUCAUUUGACGAAUUGAUGAAUGAUGUGGAAAUUUCAUCUCUAACUUCACAAUUAUCGCGUUGCUAUUCGGCCAAUCGAUCAGCGACGCGUCCUGUUAAUUUAUACUUUACUUCAUGCGGAGGUCGCGUUCAAGAACGAUUUAACACAAAAUUACAAAAUUAUGUUAAUUGGAAAAACGUGAUUUUUGAAUCUAGGUCUUACUUGGAUUGUUUUAAUAAGGAUGAAUUAAUUUACUUGACAGCAGACUCGAAUGAAUGUAUACAAGAACUAGAUGAACAAAAAAUUUAUAUAAUAGGAGGAUUAGUGGAUAAAAAUCGUCACAAGAGUAUAUGUUAUAAUAAGUCUCAAAAAGAUAAUAUUGCUUCAGCUCAAUUACCCAUUGGAAAUUACGUUCAAUUGAGUACACGAAAGGUUUUGGCUGUAAACCAUGUAUUUGAAAUUCUUAUUCGUUGGUUAGAAUAUAAAGAUUGGGAAAAAGCAUUUUUGGAAGUUAUCCCACAACGUAAAUUUAACGUAGGAAGGGAUGAAAAAACUGAUGUUAAUGCUAUUUCUGAAACGACGUGA